Messenger RNA from Theobroma umbraticum, 432 nucleotides. RefSeq lists its product as uncharacterized. Lineage: Eukaryota; Viridiplantae; Streptophyta; Magnoliopsida; Malvales; Malvaceae. The record is from RefSeq and is a predicted model, not a curated record.
AUGAACAGUAUAUUGCAAAAGCAGCAUGAAGGCAUGAGUAAUCCUACUAACAUAAUGGUGCACCUACCUGAAAUGUUUGGUACAAAAACAGGGUUUGCUAAGGUGAAAGUAAUCAAUGCUUUUAAGGACCUUAAGCAAAAACUUGGGAAGCCAGUUAAAGAUUACAUGCUGAAACUGAUCUCUUAUCUCAAUAAAGUAGAACUAAAUGGUGUUAAGAUAGAUGUGGAAACGCAAAUAUCAAUGAUUGUUCAUAGCUUGAAAUUGUCAUUUUCACAGUUCAAAUUAGAUUAUGAACUGCACAUUAGGGCUUACACCCUAUGUGAGCUAAUGAAUGAUCUUCAAAAUGUGGAGAAGGUUCUUAAUUUGAAAAAGAAGCCUGAAAGACAAGCUAUUUCCAUUCUAAGCCAAAACCUAAGGGUUAAAAGAAGAUAG